Messenger RNA from Eremomyces bilateralis CBS 781.70, 753 nucleotides. RefSeq lists its product as uncharacterized. NCBI's taxonomy places the organism in Eukaryota, Fungi, Ascomycota, Dothideomycetes, Eremomycetales, Eremomycetaceae. The record is from RefSeq and is a predicted model, not a curated record. The transcript is spliced from 2 exons. Gene Ontology annotation, molecular function: metal ion binding; RNA binding. Bases 1 to 753 code for a protein of 250 amino acids.
AUGUCUGCGCAACGUCUUGCGAACGAGAUCCUCCAUGUUACUCCCCCUCCCAAGUAUGACUUCGGAUUCAACGAGUUCCUGAAACGCGAAUAUCGGUUUGGACUCGAUCCGGAUCGUCCAUCAUGCAAAGCAUACAUGCAAGGGCACUGUCCCAUGGGGAGCAACUGCCCUGACAAGCAUCACAUUCAAAGCUCGUUCAAUAACCUCGUUUGCAAGCAUUGGCUCCGUGGUCUUUGCAAGAAAGGGGAACAAUGCGAAUUCCUUCACGAGUACAAUCUACGUCGCAUGCCCGAGUGCAACUACUUCGCCCGCCACCAGACCUGUCCCAAUGGCGACGACUGUCUAUAUCUCCACAUUGAUCCCGACUUCAAACGUCCUCCAUGUCCGCAUUUCGAACGGGGAUUUUGCCCCCUCGGACCCCGCUGCGCGAAUCGACACGUGAAGAUGGAGAAGAUUUGCCCGUUCUACAUUGCCGGCUUCUGUCCCAACGGGAAACAAUGCAAGGAAGGACAUCACGCUAAGUUUGUCGAUGACCUUCCGCCGCCGGAACCAAAGAUCGUGAAGAGCAAGGAACAACUAGAGCAGGAGAAACUGUUGAGAGAGCAGGAUUUGAGGGAGGAAGAAGAGCGGGAACGAGAGCGAUACGAUAAAGGUGCCGAUCCAAGCUCCCAGCAACAGCGAUUCCGAGCGAACUGGAGGUCGAAGCCAGGGAAAGCUGGAAUCCCCCGUCCGAGGAGAGGAAGAGGGUUUUGA